AUGAGAACAUUGUUUAGGUGUUGGAUUGCGGCGAGACUGGCAUGGUUGGUUACCUGCGAGUUGAUACCAAUAGAUCUUUCUAUCUUUGGAACCACUCUAUACCGUGUGAUCGAUACAUCCGUAGAUUCGCUUGUUCGUAAUCAUGAUCGAAUGGCGGAAUUGGAGCCCUGGGAGUUGGGAAAUCUUGUUGGUGGAGAUAUGAGACUUCCAAGGCCUCGCUAUCAGAAUGCACUGGCGGGCCCUCCGGAUGCGGCGUACCGUUGGCCAAAUGCGACUGUUGUCUACUCGAUCGAUGGAAGCUUUAACUCGUCUGAAUUAGAGUUCAUCAAUGGAGCUAUGAGAGAAUUUGAACGUUACACCUGUGUUCGGUUUCGACGACGACGUACGAAUGAUCCCGCACUGGAUGUUGCUUACGUCUCAAUCGACAACUCUGACGCCGGCUGUUGGAGUGAUGUGGGGCGAGGUGUUGAACGAACCGUUGUCAAUCUUCAACCGGGAUGUGCCAACUCCCUAACAACACCUGUACAUGAAUUGAUGCAUACGCUUGGUUUCUAUCACGAACAUAAUCGGCUCGAUCGCGAUCGUUACGUUACGAUCCUUUACGGCAACAUGCUACCGGAUGAAUCUUUGCAGGGUAACUUCGAUCUUGUUGAUCCAAGAAGUACAACCACCUUCAACGUACCGUACGAUCUUGGCAGCAUCAUGCACUAUCGUAAGGAUGCGUUUUCGAAACGACCAACUGAGCUGGACACGAUGCGUGCCAAAGUGCCUUGGGAAGGGGAGCUGGGACAGAGGAACACUCUGUCGUGGUACGAUGCUUUGCUGAUCAACAUCAUGUACUGUGGUGUGCAGGUACCCCUGGAACCGCUUCCGAUUCCAUCACGCUGGAUACCGGCAAAAGCUUACGGGCGUAAGGAUCGAUUCCGAUAUCGGCGUAUAUUGCGAGACAGAGCUGGUUACUAA
Molecule: messenger RNA, 963 nt
Organism: Anopheles maculipalpis
Lineage: Eukaryota; Metazoa; Arthropoda; Insecta; Diptera; Culicidae
Product: hatching enzyme 1.2-like
Exons: 4
Coding region: 1-963 (320 amino acids)
Biological process (GO): proteolysis
Molecular function (GO): metalloendopeptidase activity; zinc ion binding
Source: RefSeq, a predicted model, not a curated record